UCUCUGUCUCUUGAUGUGACAACAAAAAGAAGAGAGUAACUCUCUGCCUUUCUUAUAUACAAAAGAAAACUUCAACUUCUCUGCCUUUGAACGCGAAACGCAACCGCGAAAAUGACGGAGAAGGAAUGUGAGCAUCACCACGAUGAAGAUGAGAAGAUGCGGAAACUCAUAGGAGCGGUAGUUCUUGGGUUUCUUGCAGUUGUUCUUUUUGUGGUUUUCUUGGUGUGGGCGAUACUUCACCCACACGGACCGCGUUUUGUUCUUCAAGACGCAACCAUCUACGCAUUCAAUGUUUCUCAGCCCAAUUAUCUCACUUCUAAUCUUCAGGUCACUCUUUCUUCUCGAAAUCCUAAUGACAAGAUCGGAAUUUUCUAUGACCGCCUUGACAUUUAUGCUUCUUACCGUAACCAACAGGUGACGUUGGCGACUUUAUUGCCGGCGACUUACCAAGGCCACCUUGAUGUGACAGUAUGGUCGCCGUUUCUGUAUGGAACAACCGUACCGGUGGCACCAUAUUUUUCUCCGGCGUUAAGCCAAGAUCUAACGGCGGGGAUGGUGCUUCUGAAUAUUAAGAUCGAUGGUUGGGUUAGAUGGAAAGUGGGAACGUGGGUCUCCGGUAGGUACCGCCUCCACGUCAAUUGUCCGGCUUACAUUACCUUAGCCGGACAUUUUUCCGGUGACGGUCCAGCCGUAAAGUACCAGCUAGUCCAACGAUGUGCCGUUGACGUUUAAACAAAGGGAUAAUCAUUAUUCUUUAGAGAGACUAGAGUACUUUUCUUGUGCUUUUAGUGUUUUAGUUAAGUAAAUUCUUCGAAAUGUU
Molecule: messenger RNA, 820 nt
Organism: Arabidopsis arenosa
Lineage: Eukaryota; Viridiplantae; Streptophyta; Magnoliopsida; Brassicales; Brassicaceae
Source: the annotation of a GenBank genome assembly